AUGAAAGCGGAACCGGAAGGAGAGGAGGUGCUCGAUGGCGACGAAAAACCGACCUGCUCAAAGUGCCAGAAGCGUCAAAAGUGCACCAGGAGCCUCUCGAUCCAGAAGUUCCCGCGCAUCCUCGUGGUGCACCUGAAGCGGUUCUCUACUCAGGAGAGGUUCGGCGGAAAGCUGAACACCACUGUCGACUUUUCGAUGAACGGUCUGGACCUGUCGCCCUACUCGGCCGGACAGACGCCCUGCCGGUACAGCCUAUACGGCGUGGCGAACCACUCUGGCACGCUGCUCUCAGGACAUUACACCGCUUACUGCCGACACCCGUACACGGCAGAGUGGUACGAGUACAACGACUCGCGGGUCCACGUGAUGGAUCAGAGAAACGUCAACAGCGGAACGGCAUACGUGCUGUUCUUUGAGCUGGCCGGCUCGAAACACCGCUCCGGCUCGACCCACGUCUAG
Messenger RNA from Amphibalanus amphitrite, 459 nucleotides. Its product is annotated as ubiquitin carboxyl-terminal hydrolase 2-like. Gene Ontology annotation, molecular function: cysteine-type deubiquitinase activity. The coding region runs from base 1 to 459 and encodes 152 amino acids. The transcript has 2 exons. The record is from RefSeq and is a predicted model, not a curated record. Gene Ontology annotation, biological process: protein deubiquitination. Lineage: Eukaryota; Metazoa; Arthropoda; Thecostraca; Balanomorpha; Balanidae. Gene Ontology annotation, cellular component: cytoplasm.